AAAUUUGUUUUUCGGAAGAUUUGUUCCAGACUGUACGCCUUUCUGGCAACAACAACUGCUAUACUCGCCGUGGAUUUUGAUGUGUUCCCACGCCGUUUUGCAAAAACAUCGAUUUACGGUCGAAGUAUAAUGGAUCUUGGAACAGCCACAUUUGUUUAUUGUUUUGCUGUGGUCGAUGUAUUCCGGGAGUUUCCGGGAAGGAUCAGAAGUUCCAUUGCUCCAGGAUAUAGUGCUACGCUAAGUUCGCAAGUCUAUGUCCAUAUGAAUCCAAAAAAUUUCCCAGUCGCUGGAAUGAAAGGAUUCACUGUUGCUGUUUCCAGUUAUUUCCCCAUCAAGCCAUCGUCAGCGUUUGUCCUGAUUCUGUUUGGUGUUAUCAGAACAGUGGCACUUCGUUUGGUACACUAUCCAUAUCAAGCAGUUGUUGAUGUACUGGGCCGCCGAUUUCAUCUAUUAUUAGGCAUUAUUAUUGCAGUAACAUACCAGUAUUUUCUAACUGGUCAAAGAUUGCAGAUGUAUUUGCUAUCAGGUAAAAUAAAAAGAUCAGAUUUUCUGGCGAAAAAUCGUGAAGGCAUCUCCUCGGUGCUUGGUUAUUUGUCAAUUUAUUAUUUCGCUUCGGCCAUUGCCAGCUUCUUAUUCUCAGAAAUUGCUCCUCAUAAUUAUUGCAGUAAUGAAAUACAUCUCAAUAAAGCUGAAAAAAGGAAACGUCUUGGAAUAUGGUUUUCCGCAUUAUUUAAAGUAUUACUGAUUGCGGGUCUGCUGUUCUUUAUCCAAAAAAUAGCCGAACAACAUGUUGGUCCACCAUCACGUCGAAUUGCUAAUGUACCAUAUGUUCUGGAAAUGGUAAUCGCCAAGACCGUAUAUUAA
Molecule: messenger RNA, 864 nt
Organism: Gongylonema pulchrum
Lineage: Eukaryota; Metazoa; Nematoda; Chromadorea; Rhabditida; Gongylonematidae
Source: the annotation of a GenBank genome assembly